Messenger RNA from Williopsis jadinii, 2470 nucleotides. It is a transcript of the gene DOA1, whose product is annotated as Doa1p. The coding region runs from base 44 to 2131 and encodes 695 amino acids. Lineage: Eukaryota; Fungi; Ascomycota; Saccharomycetes; Phaffomycetales; Wickerhamomycetaceae. The record is from RefSeq and is a predicted model, not a curated record. Gene Ontology annotation, cellular component: nucleus; cytoplasm. Gene Ontology annotation, biological process: ubiquitin recycling; proteasome-mediated ubiquitin-dependent protein catabolic process. Gene Ontology annotation, molecular function: ubiquitin binding. The transcript has a single exon.
UUUACCUGAGACUGAAACCACUCAUACAAGGCGGAACAGCACAAUGGAUGGUUAUUUCCAAUUAUCUGCCACUCUGGAAGGCCACGAAGAUGACGUGAAGGCAUUGGUUGCGCCCUUCAACGACACCAUCAUCUCAGCGUCGAGAGACCGUACGGUGAGGGUGUGGACGAAGGAAGCGGUGUGGAGCUCAAAGAUCAACUUCACGUCUGGUGGCUUCGUCAACAGUUUAGCAUUCGACUCGUUGAAGACUCUGAUCAUAUCUGGAGGGCAGGAUAAACUCAUCAACCUCACAGAUCUCUUCUCCGUCCAGCUGGAGCCUUCUUUCACGCUUAUUGGACACGAGUCAAACGUUUGCUCCUUGGACACUGAUGGCACCCAGAUCAUCAGCGGUAGUUGGGAUGCUACGGCGAAAGUUUGGGAGAAUAACCAGCUGAAGUACACCUUGGAAGGGCAUAGCGCGUCGGUGUGGGACGUCAAGAUCUUGGGAAAGGAUCGCUAUCUAACAUGCUCUGCAGAUAGAACUGUGAAGCUAUGGCAUAAGUCCCAGGAGCUAAAGACCUUUGUGGGCCAUAGCGAUGUGGUUCGUAGUUUGGCUAUUUUACCUCAAGACAGAGGGUUUAUCAGUGCCUCAAACGAUGGAACCUUGAGAGUGACAGACUUCAACGGCGACUUGAUCGAGGAACUCUCUGGUCAUGAUAGUUUUGUAUACUCUGUGAAGCUGCUUUCAAACGGUGAUAUAGUGAGCUGCGGUGAGGAUAGAUCAGUGAGAAUUUGGAGAGAUGGGAAGCCUCAUCAGGUUAUUCGCUUGCCCUGUAUCUCUGUCUGGACUGUUGCAGUGCUUCCAAAUGAUGACGUUGUGGUUGGGAGUAGUGAUAACAGUAUUCGUAUCUUUACGAGAGAUGCAGAAAGGGCUGCUUCUAAGGAGGAAAUCAAGGAGUUGCAAGAUUCAGUGGAAUCAAUGGCUUUGAAUUCCGAGGCUUUCGAUGAAUCCAAGGCUUCAGCACCAGAGGUUUUACAAUCACCAGGCUCUAGAGAAGGACAGGUUGUUGUCGUCAAAUCACCUGCAGGUGUCAAUGAAGCGUAUCAAUGGACUGAGAAUAAAUGGACCAAAAUUGGUGAAGUUGUUAGUGGAAGUACAAGUGAUAAAAAGGUGGAAUAUGAUGGUAAAAAAUGGGACUUUGUCUUUGACGUUGACGUCAAAGAUGGAGAACCAGCAUUGAAAUUACCAUACAACGUUAGUGAAAAUCCUUAUGUUGCUGCCUCGAGAUUUCUUGAGAAGAACGAAUUGCCAACAAGUUAUACCGACCAAGUUGUUCAAUUCAUCACUACAAAUACACAAGGUGUUACUAUCAAUCAACAAUCAGACUAUUCGAAUCCAUAUGCCGACACCAGAAGGGAAAAAUUGGUUCCACACAAACAGUACUUGGGAUUUACACUUGAUAACCACGAUUCGAUCUUGAAAGGGUUAAAGAAGUUUAACGAUGUUGAAAAAACGUUUGAUAUCUCUCAAUUGAGUAAAGUUGAAAACGAUUUCAAAACUGGUGAUGCCAAUGGAUUACUGUCUGUCUCCUCAGAGAUCAUUACAACCUGGUCAAACAAGCUUGUUGGAUUUGACAUUCUCAGAUAUAUAAUCAACAAGUUGGAUACGCCACCAGCGGUGUUGACGGAGGCAAUCAGAAUAGGGCUGGAUCCAUCCCAACCACCUCUGUACUUCAUGACGUUGAGAAUGGUUUCCAACGUUUUUUUGAACGAGAGAUGGGGUGAAUCCAUAAUAACUGAUCUCGACGUUGCCUCGAAGCUAUUAAAAGUCAUUAGUUUCAACCCUGAUUCACUUGGAAAGCACCAAGUGAACGUCGCCAACGCAAUUGCCACUGUUUUAUUGAACUUCAGUAUCUACACAGUCAAGUACCAAUCGAAAAAGCUUGCAGAGCUGGUCUUGGACAAACUACAAACCAUUGGAGGCACCGUGAACAACGCCUCAUCUGAAGCUGCUUACAGAUUGACUGUUGCGUAUGGCAAUCUGGUUUAUUUCGACGCUAAGUUGAAGCUUGAUUUUGAGAAAUUUAAAGCAAGCGUCAAGUAUCAAGAGCAGAGAUUUACUGAUUUGUUCAACGAUAUUGACAACCUCUAGUUUCGUGAUGUGGCUUCCUUUACAAAAAGUUUUUGUAUAAGAGUGCUCAAGUACUUUAUACAUAGGAAAUGAACACGUAACCUGCUCUAUUGACCCCCACCUAAAGAAGGACUUCUUCUGUCUGAGACUUCUCUUUCAACCGGCUCUCCCUUAUAUUCCUCAUCAGUAACCACCUCCGUAUUCUCGUUAAUCAUCGCCUGAACCUCUUGUACCGUUGUUCUGGUUGUGUGGAAUGCCUUUCCUGUGAGGUUGAUGGCUCACCAUAGAGAACCUCAAUCUGUAUCAAUACCACAUGGUUCCACACUCUCUUCGCCAAUCUCUCGAUCUGAGAAGCCUCGA